GCCGACGCCCCGCCCGCCAGCUGAUAAUCUGGUCAGCUGUUUGGAGAAGGUGUGCGAGGAGCGAGGCCUCCUUGCAACGAACGAGUUCCUGCUGAAGACGCUGCAGCUGUACGAGACGCUGAGGGAACGCCACGGGGUCAUGGUGGUGGGGCCGCCCUGUGGAUCGAAGACCACGAUCAUUCAGACGCUUUCGGCAGCACUGGGCAUGAUGGAGGGUGACCAGCCCAUCCACGUGGAGGUGCUGAAUCCUAAGACUCUGACGCAGGCGCAGUUGAUCGGUUCUCUCGAUCCUGUUAAUAGAGAGUGGUCGGACGGACUCGUAGCGCAGGUCAUCAGACAGGCCCACGUCCGCCGCACGUGGCUGCUGUUCGACGGCCCGACGGACGCCUCGUGGGUGGAGAACCUCAACACCGCCCUCGACGACUCGCAGAAGCUGUGCUUGCCCUCGGGCGAGACAGUGCCCGUGCCAGGAGACAUGGCCACCAUCUUCGAGGUCCUGGAUCUGUCCCAGGCAUCCCCCGCCACGGUCUCGCGAUGCGGCAUGGUGUACGUGGGCGGCCAGACGAUCGGGUGGGCGGCGCUCCUGCACUCCUGGCUGCACCACCAUGCCCACGGCCCCUGGUGGGGGGAGUACGGCGCCCUUCUGCGGGAGUUGGCCAACUGGCUCAUCCCGCCCGCACUCGAGUUCGUGAAGGCGCACUGCCGCUACCUGCUGCCCGUCGUCGAGGUAUCGCUUGUCAGGUCCAUCUUCCCUCUGACGGCGACGGUGGUGAACGAGGUGCUCCAGGACGGCAGCAUCUCGCAGAAGGACCGUCCAAAGGUGGGCCCCACCUGGACGACGGCGUCCUUCCUCUUCUCCGUCACGUGGUGCAUCGCGGGGGCGCUCACCCUCCCCGCCAAGGAGGCCUUCAACGUCUUCUUCAGGAGACUCGUGAUGGGUUACAUCAGACAACACCCUACGCCAUCUAUGAUCGAGCAGAUCGGCUGCCCUUACCCGGGGGACGGCAGCGUGUUCGACGUCCUCUUCGACGCCAAGCAGAGGUCCUUCUGGCGCCCCUGGACCGACGUCAUCAAGCACACCGAGAUUCAGGAGACGACUAAGAUCUCCACGCUCCUGGUGCCCACGGUCGAGUCGGCGAGACUCUCAUACCUCGUGGACGUGUGUGGGCGUGCAACCAACGGCAUCCUCCUGGUGGGCGAGGGCCAGAGUGGGCGGAAGGUGGUCGUACGUCACCACCUCAAGAACCUCGCUACGGACGCCUCUGAGUACGUCAUUCUGCCCGUCACGCCCGCCGCCACCGCGCUCUCCGUCAAGGUGGACCUUAUUCCCUCCCGCCUCUCCGCGCCCAGUCUGUGGUGCUGA
Penaeus monodon (black tiger shrimp) is the source of this 1363-nucleotide messenger RNA. Its product is annotated as dynein heavy chain 12, axonemal-like. The transcript is spliced from 9 exons. Gene Ontology annotation, cellular component: dynein complex. The record is from RefSeq and is a predicted model, not a curated record. Lineage: Eukaryota; Metazoa; Arthropoda; Malacostraca; Decapoda; Penaeidae. Gene Ontology annotation, biological process: microtubule-based movement. Bases 140 to 1363 code for a protein of 407 amino acids. Gene Ontology annotation, molecular function: minus-end-directed microtubule motor activity; ATP hydrolysis activity; ATP binding.